UUCACCUACAAAAUUUAAUGUUAGAUUUGAAUAGUGAGAUAAAAGAGUUUAGAGUGAAAUAUUUAUCCCUUAAAAUCACUCUAUCCUCACCUCCUCCUUUACCAUUUCGGAUCACUCUCUCUCCUCUCCGAAAAUGGGGUGUCGCCGCCUCAAUGAAACCCACCCUGCUGCUGCUGCCAACCCAAGGAGAGGACCACUUCCCGUUCUCUCUCUUCUGUCCCUCAUUCUCAUCCUCCCCGCCGCCGCCGCCGCCGUCUCCCCCACUUCGCUCCUCGGACUCCGAACCUCUUCCGACCCGAAAGUCCCUCGAAAACCGACCCGGGCAAUUUCCAAGGCCUGUGCCCGAAGUCGGCUCCCGGGUCUCUGCGUGGACUCGCUCCUGGAUUUCCCUGGAUCUCUGAGCGCCAACGAACGGGAUCUCGUUCACAUUUCCUUCAAUUUGACUCUCCACCAUCUGAAUGAAGCCCUCUACUCAUCCUCCCACCUUUCCUCUCUUCAUAUGGAUCUUCCCCUUCGCUCCGCCUACGACGCCUGUCUUGAACUCCUCGACGAUUCCGUCCAUGCCCUAACCCGCUCUUUUCACUCCCUUGCGCCGCCUUCCUCUGACAGCCGCCCGCAUCCCCUCGCCUCCUCCUCCGAUGACGUCAUCACCUGGCUCAGCGCCGCCCUCACCAAUCAAGACACCUGUACGGACGGAUUCUCCCAACUCAGCGGCAAUGUUAAAGAUCAAAUGACUGACAAACUCCACGAUUUGUCUGAGCUUGUGAGCAAUUGCCUGGCGUUGUUUUCCGGUAGCGUAAGGAACGACUUUUCCGGAGUGCCGAUUCAGAACAAGCGACGCUUGAUGAACGCCGCCGAGAAGGAGGAUGAUUCUGGUAACUUCCCCGGGUGGAUGAGCCGGAGAGAGAGGCGGUUGCUGACGUUGCCGGUUGGGGUGUUGCAGGCCGAUAUUGUGGUCUCGAAGGACGGGAAUGGAACGGUAAAGACGAUCGCCGAAGCGAUAAAAAAGGCACCCGAAUUCAGUACCAGAAAGACGAUCAUCUACGUGAUGGCAGGAAGGUACGAAGAGAAAAACCUUAAGGUAGGGAGGAAGAAAACGAAUCUGAUGUUUGUUGGGGAUGGGAAGGGUAAAACUGUGAUUUCGGGCGGCAAGAGUAUCUUUGACAACGUGACAACGUUUCACACGGCGUCGUUUGCCGUCAGCGGCGCCGGUAUCAUUUUGAGGGACAUGACAUUUGUGAAUUGGGCCGGACCGGCUCGGCACCAGGCGGUGGCCCUCCGAGUCAGCGCCGAUCACGCCGUCGUGUACCGGUGCAACGUCAUCGGGUAUCAGGACACUCUCUACGUGCAUUCGAACCGGCAAUUCUUUCGGGAGUGCGACAUUUACGGGACGGUGGAUUUCAUCUUCGGCAAUGCGGCCGUGGUGUUUCAAAACUGCAGCAUUUACGCCCGAAAGGCGAUGGAGCUUCAAAAGAACACAAUCACGGCCCAGAACCGGAAGGAUCCCAAUCAGAACACUGGAAUUUCCAUCCACGCUUGCCGGAUUUUGGGCACCCCCGAUCUGGCGUCGUCCUCAACUACCACCAACCCAACGUAUCUGGGUCGUCCCUGGAAACUAUACUCUAGAGUUGUGUACAUGCAGUCAUACAUUGGGGGCCACGUGCAUCCUCGCGGUUGGCUGGAAUGGAACGCCACGUUUGCACUUGACACCUUGUAUUACGGUGAGUAUAUGAACUAUGGGCCGGGUGGGGCAGUGGGCCAGAGGGUGACCUGGCCUGGAUAUCGGGUCAUAACGUCGAGGGUGGAGGCAACUCAGUUCACGGUGGCGCAGUUCAUUUACGGCUCGUCGUGGCUACCGUCCACCGGAGUGGCUUUCCUGGGAGGGCUAAAUCUGUAAUUCGGCCACGUCUAUUGCACUAAGGGAGCUGGAGAAAAAGGUACGUAAAAAGUGUCUGCAUAAAAUACUAUAUAGUUAACCGUGAUUUUUUUUUUUUUUUUUUNUUUUUUUUUUUUU
Molecule: messenger RNA, 2014 nt
Organism: Cucurbita pepo subsp. pepo (vegetable marrow)
Lineage: Eukaryota; Viridiplantae; Streptophyta; Magnoliopsida; Cucurbitales; Cucurbitaceae
Product: putative pectinesterase/pectinesterase inhibitor 34
Biological process (GO): cell wall modification
Molecular function (GO): pectinesterase activity; enzyme inhibitor activity
Source: RefSeq, a predicted model, not a curated record